CGGAAGGCUCAUGGUAUGAACCACCCUACUCCCGUGACUACACUCUGUUUGCUGAAGAACAAAUUGAAGCAACAAGGUGGCAAUUCGAGAAAGAUCAAAACUUCUCGAAUCAGUCCGGAAGGAAAAGGAGUUCGAAAGGAGAUUACGUGAAGAAUCAGAAAGGAUGCAGAAAAUGCUGGACGACUUCCAAAGAGAGAGACUAGAAGCCGAGGCUAAAGCUGAUGAAUUAGUCAAUGAUCUUUGUAAGGCUAUUGAGCUUAAACGCUCCCUCCAAUCUCAAGAUCAAAUGAGGGAGAUUAAUGCUCAAAAAGAGGCUCUAGAACCUAAGACCAACCCUGAACCAUCCAACCAUCAGGUUCCAGUUCUAGAAGAUUCAUCCAGACCAACACUACCACAGAACCCCGAAAGCAUAACAACUCUCGCUAGAGCUACUAUGGUGAUGUUACCUGAAUACCCUCCUAGCCAAGUCCCAACCCUCAUAGUCAUACAUGAGGUGGAACCAAUUUGGGGACCUGACUCAGAACCACCUACGCUCGUUCAAGAAAAGAAGGAGGAGGAAGUUUUGUCUAUGGCAAUAAAUGACCAUCUCCUUAAUUGUGUUAAAGACACACCUCCAGAGGAACCUGUUUUGGAGGAGAUAGAGCCCACUACCUACCCCCAAGAUUCCAACGUUCAAGAGUCUGAGGAGGAAUCUAUAGACGAAGAAAUACCUAGCACAGAGGAACCAAUAACGUCUAUAGAUAAUCAUGCUUCAUCAGAAGACUUAGACCAAAUUUUCUUUGACUCCCUACUUGACGGGUGUGACUUUGUCUGCCCGAAGGAUGGUUGACACUUAAAGAGUUGGGAUGAACUUCUGAAAAGAAUUAAGUUUAAGAAGAAGAAAUGGAGAGAUAUGAAAUGGGAAGAGGUAAAAUGAAGGGAUAAACCAAGUUGGUGUUUAAGAGAUAUUACACACUCUUAUCUUAACUUGGGGUUAAGUCUAGAACUUAAUUAAGAUAUAACACACUUAAUUAAAUAUCUAGAACCUAAAACUCACACUUAAGAUAACUACUCUUAAGAUAUAGAUUUAGGAAUUUAAAUAGCAAACACAACAAGUGUAUUACUAAAUGAAAAAUGGAAUUACAAUCUGAGUCUCACAAAAUGGCCUAAGGCCGAAAUAAAUACACACACAUAGGGGGGAAACUUCCCAGAAACAUCCACUCACAAAUCACAAGAAUAAUAUCCAUUUGUUUAUGUUUUCUCAAUGGAAUGAAAUCAGGGAUUUGGUCUUUGAUUUUCAUGGCUGGUGGCUUGUCCUUUAGUGAGGAAAAUCACAAGGAAAUAAGUGAUGAUUCUUGGGAAAUAAUGGGGGACAAAGGGGAUGGGUGAUGGUUGGUUUUAUUGGCCUUAUAUUGGGUCAUUCAUGGAAGGUAUGUGGGGACUGAUUUGGUGGGUGGAGUGUCAAUAAACUCACAAAAGUCUUUUGUCCUUUUGUUAUUGUUUAUUCAGCCUAGGUGGGAGACACAAGGGGGACAAUGGUUGGUCAAUGUUGGGGAAUAAAAGAGGGGUUGUUUU
Messenger RNA from Cuscuta campestris, 1554 nucleotides. NCBI's taxonomy places the organism in Eukaryota, Viridiplantae, Streptophyta, Magnoliopsida, Solanales, Convolvulaceae. The record is from the annotation of a GenBank genome assembly.